This is a messenger RNA of Lathyrus sativus (Indian pea), 546 nucleotides long. Lineage: Eukaryota; Viridiplantae; Streptophyta; Magnoliopsida; Fabales; Fabaceae. The record is from the annotation of a GenBank genome assembly.
AUGGGUUCUUUGUUUAUGAGAAGAGUUGUUCGAGUCCUCAACUCGUCGGCGCCACCGUCAACCACUCUUCUCCGGCCACUUUUCAGAUACAAUACGAUUUCCUCUUUCACUUCACAAUCUGAUAAUAACAACGGAACUCAGUCGAAUAACUCGCUUCACAUUGAUUUAUCCAAUGAAGAAACCAAACGAAGCUUGUUCAACAGGCUAUUGUAUAGAAGCAAGCAGCGAGGGUUUCUGGAACUUGAUUUGGUUCUAGGAAAAUGGGUGGAGAAUAAUAUUCAUUCCUUGGAUGAAAAUCAUAUUCGAUCUCUCAUUCAUGUCCUCGACGUGGAGAAUCCAGAUUUAUGGAAAUGGUUGUCUGGGCAGGAGCAACCCCCAGAAUCACUUGUCACUAACCCUGUCUUUGCUGCAGUGCGUGAAGGAGUUCUGAAGAAUCUUAAUAGUCAUUCUUCUCCCGAAACAAGAGCAACACCGGGGCAACCAUGGGUAAGAGGCUGGGAUGAUAUCCAGAAAUUUCGGGGCGGUCCCAUCACUGGGAAUCAGUAG